Messenger RNA from Olea europaea var. sylvestris, 2554 nucleotides. Its product is annotated as endoglucanase 6-like. The transcript has 8 exons. Gene Ontology annotation, molecular function: carbohydrate binding; hydrolase activity, hydrolyzing O-glycosyl compounds. Gene Ontology annotation, biological process: carbohydrate metabolic process. Lineage: Eukaryota; Viridiplantae; Streptophyta; Magnoliopsida; Lamiales; Oleaceae. The record is from RefSeq and is a predicted model, not a curated record. Bases 197 to 2086 code for a protein of 629 amino acids.
CUUCUUCUUCUUCUCCCAUUCCCAUUCUCUCUCUUUCCAUUCUCAUUAGGUCUCGUUCUGUUCUGUUUGCGUUUAUCAGAAUUUUUAGCUGAUAAACUAAACCAAAACAUCCGCAUUUUGUUAAUACAUAGACAAACACGCUUUGCUUUCACAGACCAGAUCGUAUAGGAAAUAUCACCUUAAACCCUUUUGUGUAAUGGAGAAAUCAAUGGGACUCUGUUUUUCAAUUGCGCCUCUGUUUUUAUUACUAAUUGGGAUUCUUCCUUUGGCAUUGGGUGGCCAUGACUAUGGAGAAGCUCUUACUAAGAGCAUUCUCUUCUUUGAAGCUCAGAGAUCUGGUUACUUGCCCAGUAAUCAAAGAAUCCAAUGGCGUGGUAAUUCUGGUCUCAGGGAUGGAAAAAUCAAUGGGGUGGAUCUCGUAGGUGGAUACCAUGAUGCAGGGGACAAUGUCAAAUUUGGGCUACCAAUGGCAUUCACUAUUACAAUGAUGUCUUGGAGCUUAAUAGAGUAUGGAAGACAAAUGGCUGCUGGUGGAGAACUUAACAAUGCUUUGGAUGCUAUUAAAUGGGGCACUGACUAUCUAAUCAAAGCCCACGCGGAGCCUAAUGUUCUUUAUGGAGAGGUUGGAGAUGGAAACACAGAUCACUACUGCUGGCAAAGACCCGAGGACAUGACUACCUCUCGGGCCGCAUAUAAAAUUGACCCGAGCAACCCGGGAUCCGACCUUGCCGGUGAAACCGCUGCAGCCAUGGCAGCUGCAUCCAUCGUCUUCCGCCGCUACAACCCGUCGUAUGCUAAAGAGCUACUCGAACAUGCCUACCAGCUUUUUGAUUUUGCGGACAAAUACAGGGGCAAAUAUGACAGUAGCAUUACAUUAGCACAGAAGUACUACCGAUCUGUCAGUGGAUAUGCUGAUGAAUUGCUGUGGGCAGCUGCAUGGUUGUACAAGGCAUCAAACAAUGAUUACUACUUGAACUACCUCGGGAACAAUGGUGAUGCACUGGGAGGAACUGGUUGGGCCAUGACUGAGUUUGGUUGGGACGUGAAGUAUGCUGGUGUUCAGACAUUAGUUGCCAAGUUCCUAAUGCAAGGAAAAGGUGGACAUUACACCCCCGUGUUUGAAGAGUACCAGCAAAAAGCCGAGUACUUCAUGUGCUCAUGCCUUGGAAAGGGCUCCGCCAAUGUUCAAAAGACUCCGGGAGGACUCAUUUUCCGUCAGAGGUGGAACAACAUGCAGUUUGUAACAAGUGCUUCGUUCCUUCUCACUGUCUACUCUGAUUAUCUAUCCUCUGCCGGCAAGUCCCUCAAGUGCGUUUCUGGCUAUGUUCCACCCUCUGAACUUCUUGCGUUUGCUAAAUCUCAGGUUGAUUACAUUCUUGGAGACAAUCCAAGAGCCACAAGUUACAUGGUGGGAUAUGGAAACAACUACCCACGCCAAGUUCACCAUAGAGGUUCCUCAAUUGUCUCCUUUAAGGUAGACCCUUCAUUUGUUAGUUGCCGAGGAGGUUAUGCCACUUGGUUCAGCAGGAAAGGAAGCGAUCCGAAUUUACUUACUGGUGCACUUGUUGGAGGACCUGAUGCUUAUGACAACUUUGCUGAUCAAAGAGACAACUACGAGCAAACUGAGCCUGCUACCUACAACAAUGCCCCCCUUAUGGGCUUAUUAGCAAGGCUACAUGGUGGUCACGACGGAUACAACCAGCUCCUUCCAGUGGAACUUCCUGCACUUAAACCGGUUAAUACUCAGCCGAAAGCAGCCCCAAAACCUAAAGUAACUCCAACACCAGCUUCAUCUGCCAGUCCUAUUGAUAUUGCACAAAAGGAGACAACUUCAUGGGUUUCGAAAGGAAAAACUUACUACAGAUACUCCACAAUAGUAACCAACAAGUCUCCCAAGACCCUGAAAAAUUUGAAGCUUUCGAUUUCCAAGCUCUAUGGUCCUAUAUGGGGUCUCACGAAGUCCAGUGAUUCUUAUUCGUUUCCAGCAUGGAUUGACUCGUUGCCUGCAGGAAAAAGCAUCGAGUUCGUUUAUAUUCACUCUGCUUCUCCAGCAGAGGUCUCGGUCUCAAGCUACACUCUCGUCUAAGAUAAGGAAAACAAGCUAUUCUACAUGAAGAAGAUCACACAGCUUAUAUGAAUUCGUAGUGCAACAAUUGUGCAGUUAUACAAGAUUUAAUCUUGAGUCGUGUUUUUAUUUACUUGCUGUAAGAUUCAAUUGCCAGUUAAUUUGUGAUACAGUAGGUCGAAGAUUGGAAGAAGAAAGGAGUGAAGAGACAAUAUAAAAGGGGUGCUCAUCCUCUUUCUUCUCCACUUCAUUAGAAACAGAUAGAUCGAGAGACAUAAACUGAGAAUGAGAAGUAAGAAGAUAAACUUCUCUGCAGAAUUUAGAAGUCCUUUUUUUCCUUGCAUUCACUCCUUUUGUGUUGUGAUGUUGUAAGCUUUACGACAUUUCUCUUUUUCAAUAUGGAUACAAGUAAUGCAAAAUUAUGCGUAAUUUAGCGGCUUUUGUAUUGUUCUAUCUUGAAUAUUAAUGUUCUCUUAGUGUUUCCGUCAA